This is a messenger RNA of Babesia ovata, 1332 nucleotides long. Its product is annotated as UDP-N-acetylenolpyruvoylglucosamine reductase, putative. The record is from RefSeq and is a predicted model, not a curated record. The transcript is spliced from 3 exons. Lineage: Eukaryota; Apicomplexa; Aconoidasida; Piroplasmida; Babesiidae. Bases 1 to 1332 code for a protein of 443 amino acids.
AUGCUUCGGUUUGCGGAAGUAGAUGCGGCGUGUGCUGAGGCCCUCGGGAAUGCGUACAAGGCGAAGCGGUGCCCACCAAAUGGCGGUUCUAAACGGCGCGGUGUUUCAUUGUCUUCCUUGAAGAGGGCGGCAGCUGACGAAGAUAUAACUCAUUCAUUGCAGAGUACACCUAGAAAUGGAGUGUGUACAGUGUCUACUGGCGAGAAGGCGGUGGAACUGGCCCAGGUGUACGCAUCAACCCUACCUGGCUCCCAACCUAGGAUAGGAUUUUCUGACCAACAGUCGCAUUCCUCGCCUUCUAUGCCCUUUGAAGCGUUUGCAUCCCGCUCCUCGGGGUUCAAUAUGGAGAUUUCAUCUGACGAUGUGCAGGCGAAGCCGAAUCCAGAGAAUUUGGUAUGCAGACCUAAACAUUCUGCCACCCCUACAGGCGUGGCUGGCGUAUUAGGACGUCUGGAUGUGUUGCUCUCUGACACAGUUGUCAAUGAAGACGGCACAUUCUCUGCACGCUGGCUGCCUUCGGCCAAUGAGCUGCUACGCAUAUGUGAGGACAUAUUCCAAAAAUCCGGGGAGUCUUCUACGGAUUCGCCAAGGAUGAGAACAAUUGAAGCAGAAAUCAAAGGCGCGGCUUCUUUGCUACAGUUUAUCAAAGAUGUCAAAGGGAAUGAAUGCGAGUUGCUCAUGAAGAAAUACUCGUCGAUGGCGCAUCGACUUUCCGAAUGCAUCAAGAAAUUAGCCGCGCAGGAGCUCCCCAGCAAAACGGGUGCCGACUAUAGUAGUGAUUUCCCCAAUCAGUUGCGAUCGGUGCCAAAUGCGGCUACCGAAGAGAAUGAGGGAUUCCGCACAACCGGCAGCGGAAUGGCUGGAUCUAACGAGUUCAACAAGCCAUAUAUGGGUCUCCCGUGCAAUGUGAUGGUUAGCAACCCGUAUACCUAUACGCAACCAUGUUUGAAUACGCCUUCAAUGCUCGGCAUCCGACCAUCACCCUACGGGAAUGUUCUACCUAUUCCAACAGCCGUGAUGCCACAGUGUCCGCCGUAUCUAUGCGGACCUGCGCCUACGUUAAUGCAGGAUGGGGCGCCGGUGCAGGCAGUCAUGCGACAUCCUCAGUGCUCUCCUAUGCAUAAUAUGAUCCCCAGAUAUGCACCAUUAUAUGGCUGCUCUUACGAGGAGAAAUACUACACGCCUACCCUGAUGAACACCCACGUCCCGGAUAAGGUGUUGGUUGCGGGGCCUUGGAAUGCCCAACCUGGAGAGAUGGCUUCUCAGCUAAACUAUCCCAAUGGUUGCAACCCUAUUAUCGAUUCUUUGGGAGGGAUGCCUCGUAUCCAAUGA